AUGUUGAAGCCGAUAAUAUUGGACGUUGAGUGCAUCGUUUGUAAUAAAACGUUGCAAAAAAUUAAUCACGAUCCCCGAGAAGUUGCUCGUAAAAUGGUAAAAAUUACGAACAGACGAUCACGGACUCCGAAUUGGUCUUUAGAAGAAAAACAAUGCCUACUAGAGCUAAUUAAGGUGCAUAAAGAGAUUGUUAUAACAAAAAGCAACAACGGUCCAAAUCAUUCCGAGGAGAAAGAUGUCGCUUGGAACGAGAUACUUAGAAAACUGGCUUCAAAGUUUGGAAGUAAGUUUAAUGCGUUUUCAAUUAAGAAGGUGAAGACUCAGUGGCAGAACAUGAAACGUAUAGCUCGCGAGGAGAUCACGAAUAAUGGACCGGCUCUCGAGAAAUAUUCAAGACAGUCAUUAGAAGUUUGUAGUAUUCUAGAUAUAAUAAGAGAUGGUGUGCUCAAAACAGAAGCUGAACAAUGUUCUGAACCUUCACUUACAGCUAAUAUUGAAAUAAAGACUGAAUGUGUGGAUGAAGACAUAAGUCAACCAAGUUGCAGUGGUGAGAACAGUUUUACAUACCCAGAAAGUUCUCAAGAAAAAACCAAUGACACUAUAACUUUAGAAUCAUCAUCAUCAACUAUAUCUGAUCAAAUAUCAGACAUGGAUGCUGACUUGCCUGAAGAAUUACAAAACAUUAGAAAGAAAUCAACCUUUUCAAUGACUGAAUCUACAUACUUUGAUAAUGUUAAUAAUGUUCCAUUCCAAAAAGAAAUACAAGAAUUUAUAAGAUUUACAGAAAAGGAGAAGCAAUUAAAAAUGGAGUCCUUGAAAGAAGAGCGUCAAGUGGUUAGGGCUAUGAGGGAGACUGCAGAAUUGAAUAAAAUUAUUGCUGAGCAAAAGUUGAAGCAUGUUCUUUGGAUUAAAAAGCAGGAAAUGGCGAUGUAUUCCGGUGAACCAGGCUCGGGAGCCGGUAAGGGUGGUGGCGGUGGUGGUUCCAUCCGUGAGGCCGGUGGGGCCUUUGGAAAGAUGGAAGCCGCUAGGGAAGAUGAGUACUUCUAUAAGAAGCAAAAGGAGCAAUUGGCGAAUAUCAAAGGCCAUUUAGAUAAAGAGAUCUCGUUCCAUCAGGAACAGAUUAAGCGCCAUGAAGAUGCUAUCAGGCGCCACAAGCAGCAAAUGGCUGAAAUGCCAGACAAAUAA
Messenger RNA from Danaus chrysippus (African queen), 1185 nucleotides. The record is from the annotation of a GenBank genome assembly. NCBI's taxonomy places the organism in Eukaryota, Metazoa, Arthropoda, Insecta, Lepidoptera, Nymphalidae.